AUGCCCAGAUGCCAACAUCCUCUUGUUCACUCAAGCUUGAAGAAGGCGAUUUCGAAAGUCGUCUCCUCCACAAACCAUUGGACGGGUCGUUAUGUGCUGUUUGGGCCGGCGGCUCCCGCUACGCAUGAUUAUAGACUGGAAACCGUCGGAAGUGGUUUGGAAGCCUUGAGCAAGCAAGCCGGGGGAGAUGCACAUGAAUUGAAUCAAUAUCCUGCCGGCAGUGCCAAUUUGGACUUUCCCCGCAAUGUGCAUUCCGCGUCGGAUUCCACAAAUGUGGGGUUCUCCGGAUUCCCCGCCAAUCGGCCUAUCAUGAAUCAUUCAGUAGUCGGAUUCCUUAUCCGCAUGAUCAUGCAAGAAAUACUCAUGGUUAAGCGUGCACACCAGAAAAUCAAGCACACCCGCUUGGCUUGUCUUUCGGCGCAGUUGGUGCCGUGUCCGGGACCGGAACGUACAGCUCUGCACCGUUAUGCAGUCACCAUGUUCAUCCAUAAAUUGGGUCGUAAAGCGCAUGGCUCCUAA
This is a messenger RNA of Aspergillus ochraceoroseus IBT 24754, 519 nucleotides long. RefSeq lists its product as uncharacterized. NCBI's taxonomy places the organism in Eukaryota, Fungi, Ascomycota, Eurotiomycetes, Eurotiales, Aspergillaceae. The record is from RefSeq and is a predicted model, not a curated record. Bases 1 to 519 code for a protein of 172 amino acids. The transcript has a single exon.